AAGUAAGCCGAUUCAGGUGGAAAUCAGUUGAGUAUUCUUUAGUUAUAUAAAAAUAUUCGUAGCUCAAAGGUGCGGCCUUAAAACAAGAGAAGCCAAACCCUUGUCUGCUAUUUAAAAUGGCGCCGCGAGAAAGCGUUUUCACAAGCUCAUCCCCUUCUUUGGAGGAUAUGAUAGAAGCCGUUGAUAAAAUAAAGUCGUUGAUUGAAGCAAAGAGACUGAAAAAAAAAUUGUUUUACGAUAUGGUAUUGGGAUUUCGAGCACUUGAGCGCGCAUUGCGGCAUAAGCAAAUGGAAGCCUGCAAGUUGAUUAUAAUGUGGCUGAGCUUAUAUUUGAAAAUUCAGUCCAAUAUUAGUACUCAAGAUGAGGGUAUUCGCGAUCAAUUUGAAAAACUUUUGCCUUCAGCUGUAACAUAUAUGAUAGGUUGUCUACAACACAAAGCAAAAGGCAUAAUCUCUUAUCAUUACCAAUUAUUGGAAAUGAUACAUGAGCUUUUAAAUAACGUACGACCAGAGGUUCUCGAAAAGUUGGCGAAAUUCGAAAGUGGAAUUAUAGCUUGUAUUUGGUUUCCCAUCGACUUUGUUGGAGAUUUUAAUACGCAAAUGAUGGCGCUACGUUUACUUGUAAUGUUACUUAAGUGUGUCGAUUCAACGCGGCUUCAAAGUGAACUUAAUAAUAUACGUUGUGCAGACAAGUUUUUCUUGAAAGAUAAAUUGACCAGAGCGAUCGCUUUUGCUAACUUCCACUCAGCAAAGUUCGAAAACACUGCUCGAGAUUUGCUAAAUACGUAUAACAUGCAUUUGGCGAAAAAUAUUCUAGUUUACUCAUUUCGUUGCAAAACAUUCAAAUUCGGAGAAAGUAUUGAAUUUUUCAAGCCCAUGAACGCUGACAACUUUUGGGUAGAUUUCAACUACUGCCCUGGUACGCUCUCAUUCAGUGGACUUUGCCAAACAAACAACAAAGCAACCUGUGCGAAUUGCUCUGUGAUCCUGCAAAUUGAGAAGUUAUCACUAAAUUACCUCACGCUGGUCGUGCAUUUUCGAACACCUGUUCAACUUAUAAACGCUUUAGACGGCUUUCAAGACAUAACUAAUAUGACAACAGCUGAAAUUAUCUUGUCAAGAGAGGAGGCUAUGCGUUUGUUUGAAAACAAGUUUAUUUUGAAAUACUACAAUAAACCACAUCGACCAAAAAAUGCAUCGUUUGUUAAAUUGCAUAACACUGCCACAACGAUUCUCUUCCAAAGCAUUGAACGUGCAAAUUCAACAGGUUUUGAUAAUUUGCUAUCCAAAAGCAAUAACAGUUCCAGAAAUAUCGUAAAUAAUGAAAAUAAAGAGAAUAUACCACCUGAGAAGAGAAGUACUUCAGGAACAAACUCUGAGCUAUUAACAAAUCAAUGCUCUAACUCUCGCCAUUCAAACGUGGAAUCAGUUUCCAGUGAAUUUCAAAAAAGCUUUGACUUUUUAAUAGGCCUUUCCAAAAAAGACACAGAAGUAGUAGAUCCGAAGCCUCAAACAGAGGAUACAACACUGUAUGACAAAUCUGAAAAGUCAAUGGAGGAAUUAAACUUCAAACUACCACGCUUACCAAAUUUAGAAAAACAACUAAACAAAACUGUUUUGGAAAACAGUCAGCAAACAGAAAUUAUGCCGAAAAUCGUUGAUUACUGCACAUCAACUUCAGAAUCUCGCCCAUCUCCUCAAAAGUCAAUAAGUCCAUCAAAAAACUGCGUUAAAAAAACUCAAAAGCGAUUUUUCAAAACUCAGACCUCUACCUCUGAAAGUGACUGUAUUUCAAGCAAACCGAGACGAAUAGCCCGGAAACAAAAUGCCAGAAAUAAAACUCAAAGAUCUAUUGAUGUUCCCGUAAAAAAGGCCAAGAAAGUUAACGAGGUUAAACCCAUGUUGAACUCGAACAAAGAAUUAAAUCGAUCAGAACCAAACAUAAGUAGCAAUAUACCCACUAACGAAAUGAAUACCGUUAUCAACACAAGUGUGCUUGAUUCCAAUCCGCGCAACCUUUUUGAUUCCUGUUUUUCGAAUCUGCCAUUGGAUGAAUAUGAAAACCGUGUUGUUAGUGAUGCCGAACCAGGUAGAUCUUAUCGCAAUUUCAAAAUUCGACGAAAUCCUACUGAUCAGCAGAACACCACUUUGGAAUCCAAGAGAUCUCGAAAAACGUUGCCACGGGCAGUUAAAAAAGAUGUACCACAUGAGUUUUUGCUUGCAGGAAAAUCUCAGGCAUCACGCAAGUCCUCCAAGCAAAUGAAGAAGCGACCACUUUGUAUGAAUCCAUUCGAUGAAAUAAAGGCACAAGAGGAUAUUCCACACAAAAUCGCAAAGCCUAACGAAAUAGCAUCCGAUGAGAAAAAUCAGUGCAUAUACCCCGCGGAAAUGGAAAACUUUGCAAAUGCGGUACUUCGUAGUUGCACAUCUUACAAACAAAAUGAAUCAGUACGAAAUGCUCUCAACCGAACUGUAGCCACGAAUGCAACAAAUCAAACAUUAAACUGUUCAUUAAAUCCAAAAGUGACCGCGAAAACUUCAACACAGUUAUUUCAAGAUAAUAAUAAUGAGAUCGAGGCAACUAGUAUUAGGAGCAUUUCAUCAGUUUCAGAAGAUACCGAUAAAAUAAAUGAAGACCAAGUUGAAGAAAUACAAGAAUGUCGUCAAAACACUGGACGGGAGGAAGCAACUGCUGUAAGUGACUACGAAGAGUUUAGCGAUUGUCCGACGUUUCCCAGCUUGAUGGAUAUCUCCGAUAUACUGUUUACAUCUGACUGUGAGUCAACUAAAAAUAUAACUAUUCAAACAAAGCGACCGAAUAAGCGUAACCCAAAGUCAGUCACUAAGAAAAAUUUCUGUGACUUACCUAAUCAAGCUAAGGAAUCUAAUAUGUUAAUACCUCAAAGUAGUCUUAUAUAUUGUUCAAGAUCAGAAAACGAUAGUGAUAGCGAGUACUCAACCAUUUCACACAACGAUGUAGUUAAUCCAAAUUCGCAGACUUUGAAAUUACCACAACACGAGUUUGUAACGCCACAAGUGCCGAUGAAAAAUUUUCAAAAAACUACCAGCGUAACUAAAUGUCAUGUCAGCACCACAGCAACAUCCAUAAUCACCCAGCGAGAUCGCGUUGUUCAUCAUGAAGAAUUUGUAGUCAAUUUAGCAGGCAUAUCGAACACACCACUAAACCUUUCGCAAAGCUGCUCGCGAGCCACUAAAACUACUACAACCAUUGUAAAAGAAAAGAAAGAAAUCAGUCUGAAUAAUUCCUGCCGGACAUCCGCGAAUAUAACAGCGCUAACACCGAAGUCCCUGAAUCAAGAGUCAUCAAAUUUACUUACAACCUAUAAAGAUAAUUUAAAUUUCGAGUUAGAACAAAUGGAGACUAACAUCAGCAAAAAUUCGGCUAGUGUGUGCAUUAAAAAAAUUUGCGACGUCGGUGAAAGUAUGGUAAACGAAAUUGAGCGCGAGCGCAAAUCAUUGUUAGAGCUGGAAGGGAAUGCUGAACGACUCGCUCGUCAAUUGGGUUGGCAAUAUGAGGCUUAUCAGCGAAGAACACAACAAUUUGAAUGUUUUAAACGAAACGUCGAAACCCUCCUACGCGUGUUAAGUAAUGUCAAUCUACUGGAAGAAGUUCAAAUCGAUACAGAAAAUAAGAUCCAGCAGCUUCAACAAACGUCCAAUUCCAUAACUAAGCACAAUUGGCGUAAUUUUAUCAACGAAACAACAGAAAACUUAUUAAAAGAUCUUUCCUCACUGUCAGACUUGUAAUACAAGUAUCUAAUUUUUAAU
Rhagoletis zephyria (snowberry fruit fly) is the source of this 3788-nucleotide messenger RNA. RefSeq lists its product as uncharacterized. NCBI's taxonomy places the organism in Eukaryota, Metazoa, Arthropoda, Insecta, Diptera, Tephritidae. The record is from RefSeq and is a predicted model, not a curated record.